This is a messenger RNA of Spodoptera littoralis (African cotton leafworm), 4377 nucleotides long. Lineage: Eukaryota; Metazoa; Arthropoda; Insecta; Lepidoptera; Noctuidae. The record is from the annotation of a GenBank genome assembly.
AUGAAUGUGACCAUCUUUAAUAGAGUCAACAACCCUAAUAAAGAUAGCGGUGGCAUGUAUUCCGAGUGGAGUUCAUUGCCCCUGGAGGGAGGGGGGCGGGGCGUGCUGGGCGCAGUCGGUGGCAGGGACGUUGUGCUGGCCGUGGUCAAACAGCUAGCCUCACAUGAACCCAGUCCACUCACCACUGAUGCUGAGGUGGAGUGGGUGCUGGAGGUGAUCAGAUUCGGUCUGUCGCUGCCGCUGCAGGAGCACGAGGCGCUCCGAGACUGCGUGCGCGUGUGCUGCGCCUGGCUGGCCCCGCUGCUGCCGCCGGCGCCGCCCGCCAUGCCGCCGCCGCCCGCGCUGCCGCCGCCCGUCGCCGCCGCCCCGCAUAAAUACGCCAGGAAAAUACUAAGACAUCUACACAAUCUAUUCGUGCCCAGGCCUAAUGAGACUCUCACAUUUAUCUAUCAAAUGGAACUGGGCGGGGACCUGAUCAGCAAGCAGGCAGUGCUGUGCCACCGCGUGCUGCGGCUGGCGCGCGCGCUGGGCGCGGGCGGGGCGCUGGGCGCGCGCGACUGGACGCAGCUGCUGCUGCUGCUGCUGGCCGCCGCCGCCGCGCUGCUGUCGCCGCCCGCGCCGCACCACUCCGCCGCCGAGCAGCUCUGCGAGCGCGUGCUCUGCGUACUCUUCGAGGUCUGGAUCCUGGCCUGCCACAGAUGUUUCCCUGCGCCCCCGCUGUGGCGUACACUGCGCGAGCAGUGCGUGCGCUGGCGGCACCGCGCGCCGCUGACGGAGCAGUGGACGCGCGCCUCGCUCGCUCUCACCGCCAGGCUGCUCAAACAUAUGUACGGACCACUCUUCCCCGUCAUGCCCAUCAGUGAGGAGGAUGCCAACCUGAUUCCCCCGGACAUGAGCGCGGAAGCAGUGAUGCAGAGCUGGUACCGGAUCCUGCACACUAUCGGGAACCCGGUAGACCUCUGCAGGCCACAUGUCAUCAGCCAGACUCCUGACUUCUUACAGUAUUCUAUAACUCAAGACGAAGGCAGCAGGGAUCCAAGCCAGCAUCCAUGCCUUCAAGCCCUGCCCUCAAUCUUCCACAAAGCUAUGAAGGGUAUAGCCGCACACGUAGACGCGUUCUUAGGGCGCGGCUCGGAGCGGUGGUGGGGCGCCGGCGCGGGCGCGCCCGACCACGACGACGGCGACCUCACGCCGCCCGCGCACCGCCGCCUCGCCAAGUCCUUCAGCGUCUCCGCCGCCCGCCCGCGGGACAAACUGCCCGAACGAAGUACUCCACGCACUUCGCUGAUUGGCUUGACAAGCAGUCGUCCACCCAGCGUAGCUCCCACUACUCCUCCCAACUCUAUCACUUCUCAAGUGGGUGAAUCCGAGAAGCCACCAUUAACUCCGCUCCGUCCGAAAGUUAACUCUAUCUUGCAUCUAUUUGGAGAGUGGCUGUUUGAGGCGGCACUCAUUGGUACUACUCCGCAAUACAACAACCAACAACGUACGGAAGGCACGCCCCCGCCACCGUCCUUGUCUGACGCCACUUACAAGUUGAACAUGCUCAGUUACCAGCCAGGUCGUGCGGAGGCUCUAGGUACUCUAUGUCGCGUGCUGUGCUCGAAGCAGUGUCGCGAGGAAGUCCACCCGCCGUACCUGGCGCGGUGCUACGCGGCUCUACACCGGGGUCUGAGAGACCCCGCCACCGCCGCCGCUGUCGUACUCAACGCGCCUGACAUCUUCCGGCUGGAUCUGGACGGUGUCUUAGUCCUAGUCCCAGACUUUAUCAACGCUUUAGACCAGAUACUCUCAGAAAGGGAGCCUAGACUGGAGUGUGGUAACAUAGACAAGAGAGAACUGCGUAAAGCGGCCAUCAGCGCGCUGCUGUCCCUAGUCGCGUUUCCGUACCAUUACAAGGGCUUACCGGUUCCCGAGUUCCCGGGGUGUAAUGAAUACGCGGGCAUGACGCUGGGCGAGCUGACCCGCGGCCGCAUCUCUCUGAUCUGCGUGUCGGCGGUGCAGGUGGAGACGGUGGACGCGCUGGCCGUGCCGCUGCUGAGCGCGCUGUACCUGUGCGUGCGCCACAACGCCGCCGCCGCGCCCGCGCCGCCCGCGCCCUCCUCCACCUCGCACACCACUGACUACAAAGCGCGGUCAGACUGCGGCAGUGGCUCGGGCAGCGCGGAAGGUCACUCGCUCGACGACUUCGCAGCUGACGUUAGGGAGCUAGACCCAUCCUCGCCUGUUUUCGGUGCGGCGCUGGUGGUGCGCGCUACGUACCUGGUCUGUCACCGCCUCAUCUCCUCCUGGAAGGGAGACCUGCAAGUCUCCUUGGCAGCCCUAGAACUACUCUCUGGCCUAGCCAAGCUGCAUUCUUCGAAACCAGAAGCGAUAGAGCGCAAGCGCGCCGUGCGCUGGAUCUGCGACUACAUCACGGUGCAGUGCAGCCGGCCCCCGCAGGCACACUCGCGCGACCUGCACUCCUGCGUCGUGGCCGCCUACUCCUGCCUCGCCGCCUGGCUCUGUCCCGCCCUGCUAGCCGACCAGGACUGCAUCGCCACUCUCUUGGAGGUCGUCGAGCUUGGUAUUUCUGGAAGUAAGAGCCAAGGAAAACCCGGGGAGCCUCCGAAAAUGAAAGACGAGAAAGAACUGAAGCCAGUUUCCAUGCGAGUACGAGAUGCUGCAGAAUCUCUGCUCAUGUUGAUUUUAGAACAGCAAAUAGGGAACGGUGGCAAUGGUUCCUCAUGGUGUCGGCUGGACGAGCGCUGGCUGUCGGCGCUGGGACACGGCCGCCUGCGACACUUCGUGGCCGACGGGAACAUACUGCUGUCUCUGCUGGAGGAACCGCUCAGUAACAGCCAGGAGCCACAGCCUACGCUUAUUGUAAUAAUCCGUUGCGGCUGGGGUCGCUACGCGUGGUCACUGAGCGCGCGCGGCGCGGCCCGCUGCGCCGGGCGGGGCGUGGGCGCGGCGUGCGCGCGGCCCGUCGACAUGAGGGAGGCACGCCCCGCCACGCUGCCCGCCUGCAGGCCUCUACCACAUGCACCGCCCUGUGCCACUGACUCCGCAUUCCCGAGUUUGGAAGCAGUGUUACGACAACUAAACGAUCCUGACGCGCCGACCUUGUUCAAACUAUUGGAACAACAGGCCGCCAUCGAGAAACGAGUAAAAGAGAGCGAAGACAACGUUGUACCAGAAGAGUAUAUUCCACCGGAACCGGUGACAGAGUUCCAAACAGCCAGGCUGUUUUUGUCACAUUUCGGAUAUUUGAACAUUGGAGGCGAUAAAAAGGGGGCCCCGGGGCGCCUGGUGGCGCUGGACGACUCGGCGGCCGGGUUCGCGGGCGGGCUGCGGCGGCUGGACGCGUGCGGCGCGCGCGCCUGCGUCACCGUGCACGUGUUCUGCGCGCGCGCCGGCCAGCGCGCCGCCGCGCACAUCGUCGCCAACGCGCGCAGCCCCCACUCCGUGCCGCCCGCCUUCUUGCGCAUGCUGCAGGGUCUAGGCAGCCCGGUCCAGGUCCGCGGCCACCCGGGCUGGGCGGGCCACGUGGACACUAGCUACGACGCGCGCACGCACACGGACACUCUGCCGCUCACUGAGCCCGCGCCCGCCAUGUACGACGCUAGGGAACAGGUGCUCUACUGGUCAGACUCCACGAAUGAGAUAGCGUUCGUAGUGCCGUCGGGCCGAGAGAGUUUGGACAGCGAGGAUCGGAACGACAGCAUCAAGUCUGAUGUCGAUGGUACCUGCUUGUCUAAUCGGUCGGAGAAGGGCGCGGGAUCAUGCUGGGACGUGUCGGGCGGGGGCGGUGGCGGGGCGGGCGGGGGCGGGGCGUACGAGCGCAGCGUGUCGGAGUCGGAGCGCGGCGAGCGCGGCCGUCUGGGGGACAAACUGCGCGCGCUCUCACUCGACCUCGACAAACAACCCGCGCCACAUCUACCUGGUAGUGGAAGGCGUAAUAGAGAUUAUACAACUAAGAUUCUCAUUAUAUGGCUGGAAGACUUUGAAGAUCACUUGAACUUACCGAUAGACGACUUGCUGCCAUACUGCGAGACGGGCCUGCCGUGGCGGCGCCACGAGGUGUGCGUGGUGUGCGUGUCGGCGCGGCGCUGCGGGCUCGUGCGCGUGCACUGCGCGCGGGGGGCGCGGGGGGCGGGGGGGCGCGCGCCGGCCGCCAACGGGGUGCUCGCCGACGGCGCCCUGCUGGCGCCCCGCCUGCUGCCCGCCACGCUGCGCCGCGCUGCCAUCGACGCGGCGCGACGGACCAGGCUCAAUACUGACCUGUACCAACCUCCACACGUACGCCGUCGCCACUUAAUCCAGGAGCUAGCUCAGCAAUAUAAGAAGGACCUCACAGAACCAGAACUUCUUGAAUCACUGUUCAGGAAUCCAUAA